Molecule: messenger RNA, 1082 nt
Organism: Anoplophora glabripennis (Asian longhorned beetle)
Lineage: Eukaryota; Metazoa; Arthropoda; Insecta; Coleoptera; Cerambycidae
Product: cathepsin L-like proteinase
Exons: 5
Coding region: 42-1007 (321 amino acids)
Cellular component (GO): lysosome
Molecular function (GO): cysteine-type endopeptidase activity
Source: RefSeq, a predicted model, not a curated record
UUUUAGUCAUACUUCUUUUUGCUGUUCCCAGAAAAAACAAAAUGAAGUUCUUGGUGGUGUUUGCUGCCUUAAUUUUGGUCAUCAGUGCCACAUCUGACAAGGACCAGUGGCUGCAAUUUAAGGAAAAAUAUGGCAGAUACUACAGGAAUCUCAAGGAAGAACAGCAACGCUUCUCCAUCUUCAAAGAUAACUUGGUGACCAUCCAAGAGCACAACGAGAAAUACGCUAAGGGGGAGACGUCAUACUAUAUGGGAGUCACUCCUUUCGCUGAUCUAACUCCCACCGAGUUCAUAUCCAUGCUCAACAGCUCCAGGCCCAUUCCCGACUUGAAACUGAAGCCUUUGGUCGACGUCGACGCUUCUGCUGCGCCCAGCGCUAUCGACUGGAGGGACAAGGGAGUCGUUUCGGAAGUUAAGAAUCAAGGUGGCUGCGGUGGCUGCUGGGCUUUCAGCGCUACUGGAGCUAUGGAAGCUGCCUACGCCAUCAAGACAGGAAAUCAUAUUUCUCUGAGCGAGCAGAACUUGAUCGAUUGCUCGACGAGUUACGGAAAUUCUGGAUGCAGUGGUGGAACCAUCCAUAGCGCUUUCCAGUACGUGAUGGAAGUCGGUAUCCAAGCGGAAUCUGACUACGCCUACCAAGGCAGGGAUGGUAGUUGCUCUUAUUCCCAAUCCAAGUCUGUUCUAAAAAUAUCGAAUUACGUCGCCCUUUCCUACGACAACGAAAGAGAAUUGCAAAAUGCAGUUGGUACUAUUGGGCCAGUUUCAGUAUCUAUCGACGCGAACGGCUUCCAGUUGUACUCUGGAGGAAUUUACGAUGAUUCUACCUGUACCUGGACCGUCAACCAUGGAGUCCUGGUAGUCGGCUACGGUGAGGAAUCCGGUACAGAGUAUUGGAUCGUGAAGAACUCCUGGGGUAGCGAUUGGGGAAUGAGCGGUUACAUCAAGAUGGCUCGUAACAAGAACGACCAAUGCGGUAUUGGCUUGUGGGGCGUCUAUCCUGUAAUCUAAGUGCCCGACUGACAUGUGUAAUUUAAAUGUACGAUGAAUAAUAAAGCGGUACGAUUACAAUAUUACUAUGAGAAA